Molecule: messenger RNA, 11731 nt
Organism: Stylophora pistillata
Lineage: Eukaryota; Metazoa; Cnidaria; Anthozoa; Scleractinia; Pocilloporidae
Biological process (GO): fatty acid biosynthetic process
Molecular function (GO): fatty acid synthase activity; 3-oxoacyl-[acyl-carrier-protein] synthase activity; oxidoreductase activity
Source: RefSeq, a predicted model, not a curated record
UUUGCUGAAACACCUCUGGACAUUCUAAGUUAGCCUCAAGGACUAACAUCCGAUUAUGGAGGAGCUAGAGUUAGAAGCUGAUUUGGACAGCGAUUCGAGCCAUUCGGGAGGCCGGUCCUAUAGGGCUCUGCGAAGCAGAAAAAAGGCUCGAUCGGAACGUGAAGCUAUCAAUAAAGAACAAAGAACGCUAUCAAAUCGUCUUCUUCACACCUACCAGGCAACUUUCAACAAGCUGGGAUUCGUUCUAGUUCGGAAGCCAGGGUUUUUCCUUUUCGGAUUUCUCGCAAUUGUUAUCGUUAGUUGCCUAGGAUUCAUUCGAUUUCGUGCGGACCCACCCUCAGUGGAGAGUUUUAUCACACCCAACAGCCAAUCUAGGAAAGACUUGCGUCAUGCGGCACAACUCUUUCCUCGUCUCGAUGCGCGGCAAGAAGAAAUCAUUAUGACCCCUAGGCUUGGUAACAACAUCUUGAGUUGGAAUUGUUUGAAGGAUGUUCUUCUCGUGCACUGGACCGUGGUGAACAUCAGUGGAUUCCAUGAAUUAUGCCUAAAGAAGUUGAAUCCAAAUCCGCAUCAUAAACUUACCAAACAACCUUGCAUCAUCAGCAGUCCACUCGAGCUGGCUGACUUUCAAUUGGAAAAGCUAAAAAACCUUUCUUCCAUUCUGGUUCGCGAGUUGAAAAAUCCGAGUAUGGUUCUCUCGACCGGUCAAACGUUCAAUUCUUCCUACAAAGAACUGCUGGAUAAUUUUCAAGCACAGCCAAAGACAUUUCCCCAGAGUUCAAGAGCCGACGCCCUUCGAGUCAUUUACUUCAUCAAAAUUGCAGCUAAUGGAAAAGAUAAGCAAAACAUUUUUGAUUUUGAAAAAUCAAUUGAGAAUCUCCUCUCUCAGAUUGGCCAUCGCUUGAAGUGCGUGUCACUCUCCUUCAACACUGCGAGGACAAAAACUGAUGCUCUUCAAAAUGUGUUGAAACCUGAAUUAUGGGCACUUUGUUUUUUUCCAUUUGCAAUGACUGUUCUUGUCUCUAUUGUCAUAUUCUUUUCUUCUAAGAAUCUCCGUUGGCCAUCAGCAGUCUUACUAAUGGCUAAUUCUAUUUUAGCCCCACUUUUAUGUUCUUCAGGUGUCCUAUCAAUGGCUCACAUAGCCCUUUUCCCUACUACCUUGUUUAUCCCUUUCUUUUUCUUGGCAAAAGGAACCUUAGAUGUUGUACAUUUCUUACUUGAAUGGGAAAGGCAGAAAACUAUAACAUCACUUGAACAUCGGGUCGGUAUUUGUGUCUCCAAAGUAGGAUAUCCCGCCAUGCUGUGUACAUUAUGUGGAACACUACUUUCCACAAUUGCAAUCAAAUCUUCGUUUGAUGUCAUUUCACAUUUUUUCCUGGCAAUGCUUGUCAUAAAUACAGUCACUUCCGUGACGUUUAUGGUGACAGCCAUUCUGCUGAUAUUUCUCCAUAAAAUGUCGAAGGCAACAAGAUCAACAGUAGUCAUUGCUGAUUCUGACAGUUAUGAACAACAUAGGGACCUAAUUCAGAUGAUUAAACCACCGCAUAUUCUGAAAGCGCUCACGCGGAUAAUGACGUCGUUUGGUGGAAAAACUGCCGCAGUUAUUUUCCUUGUCUGCAUCUUUAGUCUGUGCGCCUUGUCAGCCUUACAACUUCUCGACAAAGCAAGCAACGUCCAGUCACUUUAUCGAAAUGACAACUUCAAGAAGUUUCACAGUGCGCAAAAUACGUUUUUUACAAGCAAAGGGGACAUCAGUAUCCUUUUUUCCAAGAAUAUUGACUAUUCUAAGCCGACUGUACAAAAUGAAAUUGUGAAGAUUUGUGACAAACUCGAAACUUCCUCUUACAGCGAUGGAGUAUCAUCUUGUUGGAUGUCAGCGCUACGAAAGUGGGCGCUGUAUGAAAACAAGACCUGCUCUUACUCAGCAUUCUACAUGUGCCUAGAAGAGUUCCUGAAUCUAUCGCGUAACGCUCCGAUGCGGCAAGACUUACGUUUUGAACGUACAAAAACCCUUUUUAAAAUUUUGGCAUCUCGAGUUAAUCUGAAGAUGCCACUUUAUGACAGAUAUCAGAAGGACAAGAAAUCUAUGGAAUCAUUGAGAAAAGACUUAUUACAGUUUGAUUUGGAACCCGUUGCAGUAUCCAAGAAAUUUUUCGAUCUUGACGACUUGUUUUUGUUAAAACAGGAAGCGUGCGUCUUUGUUUUUGCAACUGCCACAGCUGUAGUUUUCUUAGUCUCCCUGUUAUCAACUCUCAACCUGGAGAUUAGCACCCUACUGGCUCUAACAAUGGACAUCCUAUUAUUGGAGGCAGCGGCUAUCAUGGUGGUGUUAGAGAUUCCUUUCAAUAUAAUAUCUAUUCUCCCUGUCUUUGCAACAAGUAUCGUGGCCCUCAAUUCUAGCAUUCAAGUUGCCUAUUCAUUUGUGUUUUCAACAAAGAUAGAAAUUAGAUAUCGAGUGAUCGAGGCCGUAUGUUCCGUUGGAUGGCCUGUGGUUUUUAGUUGGUUAGUAAUGAGCUGUGGCUCCGUGUCUCUAGGAUUCAUUUAUCCAAGUUUGGGAGACAUAUUUCACAGACUUCUUCCCCUGGUUUUUGCUCUUGGUCUGAUUCACGCUCUCGUUGUUUUGCCUGCAAUGAUUGUGUUAUUGACCGAAUUUGUGCAUUUUUUGAGUUCUCGAUGUAACGCGAAUACCUUGCCUAUGUCUGAGGAACAAAUCGACCUAGCGCCACUAUCUACAGGUGCACCGGAUGAUAACAAACGCCAAGUCAAGUCUAAACGCCCUGGUAUUUCGAUCGUCGGCAUCAGUUGCAGAUUCCCUGGAGCCAGCAACAAGAAUCUGUUUUGGGAUCUACUUCAACACGGGAAGAGUUUCCACGGAGCGUUCCCCAAGAACAGAACUGAGCAGCAUAGGUUGUUCUAUGAAUACUACAAUCCCAGGCGCUUUGUGAGUGGACGCCUCUGCGUUGUGAAUGGCUCCUACUUAGAGGAUUUAACACAGUUCGACAACAAAUUCUUUGGUAUUUCUGAUCAAGAAGCUCGUGCAAUGGAUCCUCAGCAAAGAAUCCUCUUACAUGUGGUUUAUGAAGCUAUCGAAGAUGCUGGUAUGCGACUUGAAGACCUGCAGGGAUGUAGGACUGGUGUCUUUGUCGGAGUGAUGAAUAUGGAUUAUACCGAAAUUGUAGGAUGCCCAUCAAACUACCAUAAUAUAGACCAAUUCACCGCAGUUGGUAACGCAAUGAGUAUUCUUGCCAAUAGAGUGUCCUUUUGCCUUAACCUAACAGGUCCGAGUAUUGUUGUUGAUACGGCUUGUUCGUCAUCAUUGACUGCUCUCAAGCUAGCCUCUGACAGUCUGCACAACGAGGAGUGCGAGGUAGCCAUUGUCUGCGCACCCAACAUUGUCCUUAGUCACGUUAAGCAAAUGGGGUCAAGUCUUGGUGGACUCCUAGCACCUGACGGACGAUGUAAGAGUUUUGAUGCCUCUGGCGAUGGUUAUGGCCGCGGUGAGGGUUUUGCAGCAAUUGUUUUGAAGUUGACUAAUGCAGCCUUGAGUGACAAAGAUGAUCCCUACUGCGAAAUUAUUGCCUGUGGUGUAAACAACGAUGGACAAAAUGCAGUACCGAUUACUGCCCCAAGUGCGAAAGUACAAGCCGAAUUGUCUAAGAUGGUCCUAGAACAGUCUGGAUUGACUGCAAAAGAUGUGGAUUACGUGGAGGCGCAUGGAACAGGUACUGCAAUCGGAGAUGUGGUUGAGGUCACCUCCAUAGCUGAUGUAUAUUCCAGAAAUAUAACAUCACCAAAGCGAAAAUUACGGAUCGGCUCCGUCAAGUCAAACCUCAAUCACACAGAAUCUACUUCCGGUCUUGCCGGCAUAAUCAAGGUGGCGCUGAUGAUAAAAAACAAGGAGUAUGUACCAACCGUCAACGUUCAGGUCUUAAAUCCAAAGCUAAAGCUGGAGGAAAACAAAUUAUCUGUGCAACAAACGACUGAGCCAUGGAUAAAAGAGGAUGGGAAACAGCGAGUGGCUGCUGUAAACUCGUUUGGUUUUGGUGGAUCAAACGUGCAUUUAAUCCUUCGCGAAAUUACUGCGGAGCAAAUGUCGCAUGAAGAAAGUGUUUUUUAUCGAAGUAAUGUUCUCACACUCUCAGCGCGUUCUAAAAACGCUUUACAGAAGAUGGCUCAUCAGUACUCUAAAUGGAUUGAAGAUAAUGUGGAGGAGAUGGAUGAAACCACUGUGGCAAACUUGUGUUUCUCUUUGAAUGAACGCCGUAGUCGGUUUCCGCACCGACUGGCAGUUCCCUUCAGCUCCAUUGCUGAAGCAUCUCAGUCUUUGUCACAAUUCGCUGAUGAAUCUGUGGGUUGGGAUAAGCUGGUUUCUUACGCCGAAGCGAGUUCCAACGACGGAAAAUUCGUUUUCAUGUUUGGUGGUCAAGGAUCGCAAUGGUAUGCAAUGGGGAGACAACUAAUUGAGUGUGAAGCCACCUUCAGAGACGCUGUCUCGGUGGUGAACAAUUUACUUAAGAAUCUAGGUGCGACAUGGAAUCUCAUGGAUGAGUUGAUGGCUACCGAAGGAGAGUCAAGAAUUUCUGAGAAUUACAUCGCUCAGCCGGCAACUUUUGCCAUCCAAUAUGCGACUGCAAAACUGCUAAUGUCAUGGAAAAUCCAUCCGUCUGCCGUCAUUGGGCACAGCUUAGGAGAGUUUGCAGCUGCCUGUAUUUCCGGCAUCAUUACUGUGAAAGAAGCAGUUCAAUUAGUCCUAGCUCGGUCCACCCUUCAAGAUAAAUGCGCUGAAGACGGUGGUAUGGCGGCUCUAGGCAUGUCCGAAGCAAAGGCGAGGGCGUUAUUGGAGUCUUUACAGUUAAGCCACAAGCUCGACAUAGCCGCAGUGAAUGAUGCGGACAGUGUUACUGUGGCUGGAGAAUCCCAAUCAAUUGAAAUUCUCGGUCAACAUCUGGCAGUGUACGCAAGAGAUAUCUUCUGGCGCAUUCUUGGUACUAAACGCGCUUUUCAUACCAUUUACAUGGAACCGAUUAAAGAGCCGUUUUUUACAGCUGUAAAACGUAUCAACCUGAAGCCUCAGCUGUCGAAAAUCCCGAUGUACUCUACGGUAAAAGGCGAAGUUCUGUCGGGCCAGCAGUUUAACAGUGACUAUUGGUGGCAAAAUAUUCGCUCUUCAGUCCAGUUUUAUCCAGCCAUGAAGCAAAUUCUCAGCAGUGGUUUCAAACAGAUCAUAGAGAUAAGUGCACAGCCAAUUUUAGCCCAUUACGUCAAACAGAUUGCUCGUCAAGAAAACCUGAAAGACCAAGAAACUCCAGUUGUUUUGGCAACACUUCCUCGAAAAAGGGUACCUGUCGAAGAUCAACAAAAAUCCUUCCUUCAAAACACGGUUUGUCAACUGUACACGAUGGGAUAUUCCAUAGAUUGGACUUGUGUGCAGAAGAAUCCAUCAGCAGAGUUUAUUCGUUCUCUCAAUUAUCCCUGGCUAGAGAAAAGCUUCUGGUACGACGAGCAUUCAACUUUUGCCACGAUCCCUCCUAUCGGAUCGAAGAAAACAGCAAAGGAAUCGUCACAUCCGUUUCUUCUCAAAGAGAAAAUGGCUGACCCCAACUCACACUUGCACUGCUGGGAAACUGAGAUUGACCUCCAUCGCUUUCCAACACUCAAGGAUCACUCUUUUAUCCAGGGAGGUGCCGUUAUGCCUGGAGCAGUCUAUUUGGAAAUGGCAUUUGGAAUGGUUAAGGACAAGUUCACAGACGUGGCUGGCCUGGAGCUUAGUGAUGUAAAACUCUUUAGUAUUCUUACCCUCCCCGAAACACAGGUUCGAUGUCUACGGCUUCGGCUUCAAAAUAGCAACAGAAUUAAUGAGGCUCAAUUUCACAUUACAAGUGUUCAGGAUGACGAGUCUGAAAUAAACUUGAGCCGGGGGAACAUCUCCAUAGAUCUGUUAGAAAGUCGCAACAGUUUUGAUAAUACAGUUCCCAUGCAAGGUGGUUCUACUAUAAAUGAGCUGAAAGUAAAUAUGGAACAAAUACCUGUGGAGAGCUUUAAACGACUAACAGAAAAGUUUGGCUUUAACUAUGGUCCCAAAUUCUCAUUAAUCAAACAGAUAUGGCAUCGAGACAACGAAGGAUUUUGUUUGAUUGACAUAAGUGAAUCGCCAACCAUUCAGAGCGAAAGCAGUGCUUACGUCUUACAUCCCUGCAUUCUAGAUGCCUGUCUUCAAUCCUGCUUCGUUGCCCUAGGAGAAUUAGAAGGCGAUGAUACAUCCAUUGUGCCUGUGGGGUUCAAGAGCGUUACCCUUAACCACGUUCCAUCUACCAACCAGCUUUAUUGCCAUGCCAUUGAGACCAAACUUGGAAGUUUUGAUGUUCGAUUGAUGAGUCCUUGUGGAAAAGUUUUGUUAACCAUGGGUGACUUCCGUUUAGCAGGGGUAAAGAGCACGCAACGUGAAUAUCCUUACGAGGAGCUUAGGUACGAAGUGCAAUGGAUUCAAGAUGAUUUACGAGAGAAGAAAAGGCUGGAACCACAUCUGCAUUGCCUAUUGCUGAAAGAGUCUUCUAGUUUUUCACAGACCUUAAUAAGAAGACUUCAGGCAGCUAAUGCAAACCUGACAACUCUUGACCCGCCAAGUGCUGGAGGUCUUAACAGCGCGGUAGAAGAAGCAAUAACGGCAGCCAUUUCUGACAUACCACCGGGAAAUUCCAUAAACCUUUGCAUCAUAAACAUGUGGCCAGUGGAGGCAACUAAUCGACCAGAUGACUUCAGCGCGAUCGAUGACGUCCAAAGCCUUGCUCUGCACAGUUCUGUUUUCUUAAUGAAGCUCCUGACGGAGAAGAAGUGGCACAACUGUCGAAUCUACCUCGUCACCGAGCGUACACAGAUGUUGGAUAGCUUAGAAAAGUUUCCAGAGACAAAUUCCUUUCCUUGGUGUUCUACAAUCUGGGGUUUUCGACGCACAGCAGGCGUCGAAGACCCAAACUUCACACUCAAAGCUGUUGACAUCAGCAACAAAAGGGACAUGCCCGAUGUAGAUUCACUUAUAGAUGAAAUUGUGAGUGAAAGCAAUGAAGAAGAGAUAGUCUUUCGUGACGGCAAGCGCUUUGUUAAUCGCAUCCUGAGAUCGGAAAUUUCCUCGGAACAACCCACAGCCAAUGCAGCGAAAAGCAAAGAAAAGACCUCUUGGUACCUUUCAAGAAACCCUUCUUCGUGGACGAUCUGCCUGCGUGAGAGCAGCCUUUCGAAGCCAUCGCACUCUGAAGCUACAAUAAACCUUCUUCAUUGCUGGACUCCUUCCGAAUCUAUCAUUGAUGUCUCCAGACCAAACGGAAGCGUCUUCAUUCUUGGAAAGGUGACUGAUUUAUUGGAAAGGAGCUCAAACGCUUUGAAGAUUGGAGACGAAGUUUGUGGUAUCAUGUCCUCAGGCCGGGUUUCGCGCACCGUUACCAUUCCUAUCAGCAACGUGUUUGUUAAACCAACCAGUUUAACAGGACAACAAGCCACAUUUAUUCCUGGCAGUCUAGCUAUAGCUUUGUACGCCCUUCAAAGAGCAGCAGAAGCAGAAAAAGGAAGUCGGAAGUUACUGAUACAUGAAGCUAACCGUGGUCCUGGGCCUGCAGCAGUUGUCAUUGCGAACGCAUUAGGGCACAAGGCAUUCUGCACCAUUUCUGACGCUUGUAGUUCGGAUACAAAAACUACUCUCAUUGAGAUGGGUGCAGAACGCGUAGUACAUCAGAGUUCCUGUGGUCUCCAUGACGAUUUCAGUCACAAUUUUGAUGCCGUGGUAUUUUUUUACCCACCUUCCCCCAACUUACUUCAGAAAAGUAGUCGUUCUCUUAAGAGAGGCGGACGUGUUAUCAUUCUGAGUUCCAGGUUUCAGGGUGACGUUGUGUUUAAUGCAGAAACCAAUGUCACAUAUGAGAGAACAGAAGUGGUAGAUGUCCUCAGAGUUCCUCGGGUCUACCAAAAGCUCAGUGCAGAAAGUCUUCAGAUGCUAGGAAGGACAGGAAAUCUGGGAAAACUUCUAAGAUUGCAGUCAGUAUCUAGUGAAGUAGGAGAGGCCAUCGAAACAGCAAACGCAGCCCUCGUAAAUCCGUCAGUUUCAAGCAGUCAGGUGAACGCAUCCACUGGUAUAUCAUUUCUGCUCUAUUCCUUUCUAUCAUCUCAAAAGGAGAGCGCCUUUGACAAGAUUCCUGUCCUACCACGUGGUUUAGAUGAAUGUGGCCUAAGAGAAAACAGAACGUACUUGGUAGCAGGGGGCAUCCGAGGGUAUGGAUUUGAAGUGGCUCGCUGGAUGGCAGAGAAUGGAGCAAAGUCGAUAGGACUCAUCAGCCGUUCUAAACCCUCGAAUGAAAAACUUCAAGAAAUCCGAGAGUUGGAAAGGAGGACUAGUACAAAGAUCCAUAUUUUUCAGAUCGACAUAUCUGACAAGGAUCAAAUGUUGUCUCUCAAAGAGCAACUUAAAUCUCUUCCGAGCGUGGCUGGCAUCGUGAACUCUGCUAUGGUCCUUAAAGAUCAAUUCAUAAGGGAUUUCACUUUUGAAAGUUUCAGUAUCGUCAUGGGUUCCAAGAUUAAAGGUUCAUUCUUACUGCACGAAAUGAGCCGGGACAUGGAUUUGGAUUUCUUUGUUAUGUUCUCAUCCAUUGCUUCAGUCUUGGGAAACAUGGGACAGACGUCAUACGCCGCUAGCAACCACUUCCAAGAUGCUCUGGCGGAGUAUCGAAGAAAGGUGCUUGGUUUACCGGGAUUGGCGAUAAACUGGGGACCCAUUUCUGGAGCUGGAGUGAUGACACGAGAUAGUCAUGUUGCUAAGCUGAUGACUAUGGGAGGAUUAGGCUUCAUACAUGCCAAAGAUGGAGUUAAGUAUAUGGCGAGAAUCCUCACUGAGGAACCGAGCCGCUUCCAACUUAUGCUGUGUGGACUGGACUGGCCCCGAUACCAGAAGACUUAUGAGGGCUUGAGGAAGACGCCCCGACUAUCAGCUAUAACUGCUGAACAAAAUAUUUCUGAGAAUCAAUCCAAUUUAGCUGUGUCUCUAGUGGAACGGAUUAUGAUGGAGAGGGACUCUGAGAAGAAAGAGGCACUUGUUUUAGAGUACCUUGUUUUGGUUCUUCAAGAGCGGACAGGGCUUACAAAUCUCUCCGAAACAGAUUUCAACAAGAACUUGUAUAGCUAUGGCAUUGAUUCUACAGGGGCUCUAAUUCUAAAAAUGCAUUUUGAAGCUGAACUGGAGGUCUCUUUUGAGGUUUUCUAUUUCAUGCAGCCUGAUACUACCCUGAUCAAAAUGUCAAGAGACGUCACAGCACGGCUCAGUGGCCAAACACCAAGCGGACUACCUCAAGAUACUCAAAGUCAAGAAAGUGCAAUUGAACCGGCACAGGCAAUGGCGGACACAUCAUCACUUAGUAAUGUGACGCAGCAGCAGAUCCAGGUCGUUCCUUUGCACACUCCUGCCACCUCAGCUGUAAACUUUUUCUGUGUCCACCCCUCUCACCGUUAUGCGAUGAAUUUGGUGCCGAUUUCCACAGGAUUUCAAGGACAGGAUCUGGUCUCGUUUUACGCUCUGGGCUUCACCGACCCAACAGCAGUCAGUGAGGACUGGGGUACAGUACGUGAGCUUGCCACACAUUAUGUUCAGCUGAUCAUGAAUAAACAACCACAUGGACCGUACUUUCUUGGCGGGUAUUCAUACGGAGGAAUUGUUGCUUACGAAAUGGCCUCCUUGUUGACAGAGAGGAAUCAAAGCGUUGAGUUCGUGGCCAUGAUUGAUACAUUUCCAUGGAAUCUGCAUACACAGACUAUAAGCGCAAGAAUGGUUACCGUUCAGGAGGAUGCAAAUGCCUCACAUCGACACGUACAGUUUCAAUUUGAGAACCAUCUGAGAAAGGUUGCACUAGACACCCUGAUGAUGACAGCUCAAGAAUAUCAGCAUUUGCAGGAGAAUUGCACGCAAGACCAGGUUAUGGAUGAACUACAGAGUAUGUGCCAUGAGAAAGGUCUCUUUACCUACGACUUAAAAGCUCUCAGAGAGUCGUUACUGGUGAAUCAGAGAAUAUCUGGCAGAACGCACCUGGCGUGGCAGCCUCAGGAGGUCCGUUAUCGCGGUCCUCUUACCUAUCUUAAAAGUCAAAACGAGCGCUUUUCGCCAUGGUCACCCACUUCAGUAGAGGAAAUAUGGGGUCCACUGGUGGAUGGAGGUUUUACCGUACUGGUUUGUCCUGGGGAUCACUACUCCUUGAGUGAGCUACCUAACGCUGAAGUUACAGGUGGUAUCUUAGCAACAGCCAUCUCGUUCACCUAUCGUUCGAUGUUCCCUGAAAUUGCCAGACCUACAAGAACUUUCAAUCAAAGGCGAGCCGUGGAAAAACUUUGCCGUGGAGUACGCGUGUUCCUUCACUCCAAAAAUGGUAAAAAAAUGCCGCAUUUUGGAGAACUUCAUCUCCAGGAAGUUGCCGGCAGACUGGAGCUGAGAUCCAAGGCUAACGAAGGAGAAAUGAAGGAGAACCAGAAAACUAAGAAGAUCAUCGACCUGAAGGACCUACGAAUGGUCCUGCCAGGGCGACUCGUCUCCAGCGCCCUCAAAUUUGCCGGGCGAAAGCGUAGAGCUGGAGCACAUCAGAGCGGGAACCUGGAGCAAGUUGCGUCAGUAAUCACGGGUCGCCGUGAUUACAACUUAGAAUUCACGGAUUAUUCCGAUUUGAAAGCGUUUUACCGCAUGGUUGAAGCUGUAUUUGCAGUUAAAUUGUUAACUAGUUAGUACUAAGUGUGGUCCAUAAACUUUGCUUAGGAUCAGAUCAGUCGCAAAUACGAGGUUUUUUUCCAUAACAGCUAGUUUGUUAACCGAAGAGUUUUAAAUAUAUUAUCAAGCAGAUCGAGGUUAAACUUCAGUAAUUCAGGAGUAGUCUGUAGUAAACUAUAGAUAGCACUCACUCGUAACUCUUUCUAAAGAGAAGAAAAGUAGCUAGCAUAUGUUUCUUUUGUUUUGAAUGACCAUAAUCCGAAAAAAAGAUAAAUUUCAGGUCUUGUCAUCAAACUUUUGGUAAAUUGGUCAGGUAUCAUCAUUUAUUAGCAUCGUUUAUCAUGUAUCAAACUUUGAAGUGUUCGAAUCUAACGUAAGCUAACACUCAAUCGUGUAGAUUAAUCAUCUAUUCUCUACAAAGAUUUAGAACCACUUUAAAAAGGCUAAUGGCAUCGUUUUGAACUGCUAUACUUUCUACCUUUCAGUCAUUUGUAGCUGAACAUCCACAUAUGUAAUGAGUACAUGGCAAAUAUAUUUCCCAUUGUAUCUGAUUAAGGAUUAGGAGAAUAAUUGGCCACGUCAGAAGAAAUUCUUUUAGUUACGGUAUUGGCUUGGUUUUAAAGCUAUCAUAAGAUGGGGUUGCUGGAGUCAUUCUAUAACACUGAGGCUCUUGGACAAUACACGCUCCUUCGACGCUCCUAGACGGUACACUUUACGUUUUGAAAAAAUAUACAGGUGAAAGUGGCAAUCAAAACAAAAGUUUAAACAGGGUUUAGGGUUACCUUUCUCAGCAUAAAUGCAUGAAGAAGGUUGAGAAGUAUAAAUUUUCAAAUUAUUAGUUGUGGAAUCGAAAAUAUAGCUUUUACAACUUAUUACAAUCAAACCCCGACGAGUCACCAACCAACCAGAUCGGAGCAAUGUUCAAUUCAGUAUAAUAAAAUGUAGAAUUCAUUGUUGUAAAGCUCAAUUCAAUAUUAGAAUUAAAAUAGUGAAUUGAUUACA